Messenger RNA from Acytostelium subglobosum LB1, 429 nucleotides. RefSeq lists its product as hypothetical. Gene Ontology annotation, biological process: mRNA splicing, via spliceosome. The record is from RefSeq and is a predicted model, not a curated record. Gene Ontology annotation, cellular component: spliceosomal complex; U4/U6 x U5 tri-snRNP complex; U5 snRNP. Lineage: Eukaryota; Evosea; Eumycetozoa; Acytosteliales; Acytosteliaceae. The coding region runs from base 1 to 429 and encodes 142 amino acids. The transcript is spliced from 3 exons.
AUGUCAUUCUUGUUGCCACAUUUGAAGAGUGGAUGGGCUGUAGACCAGUCGAUCGUUACAGAGGAGGAAAGAGUCGUAGUGAUUAGAUUCGGUCACGAUUGGGAUCCAGAUUGUAUCAAACAGGAUGAGAUCCUGUUUGCCGUGGCAGAGAAGGUCAAGAACUUUGCCGCUAUCUAUGUGGUGGACAUCACAGAGGUGCCUGACUUUAACAAGAUGUACGAGCUCUAUGAUCCCUGCACCACAAUGUUCUUCUAUAGAAACAAGCACAUUAUGAUUGAUCUUGGCACUGGUAACAAUAAUAAGAUUAACUGGCCACUUACAGACAAACAAGAUAUGAUCGAUGUCAUUGAAACUGUUUACAGAGGUGCACGUAAAGGCAAGGGUUUGGUAAUAUCGCCCAAGGACUUCUCCACCAAGUACAAGUAUUGA